AUGUCUGAUAACAGAUGCUUCAUCGAUUGCACUGUACCGUCCAACGCCAGCUACACCAAUGCGUUUGACAAGCAUUCCGCUUUUUCAUCUACACAGCUGCCGAAUGCGUCUUCAUGUACAAGGACUAACGUAUCAGCUCAGCAAACCAGGGGAGGGAUAAAUGCAUCGCAAUACAAUGAGGCACCUUCUGAAAUAAUCGUUCCGGAGUACUUUGACCAGGGAAUUCUCUCGGUGUUGAAUGACUCUGUGUCUUUCGGCGAAUGUGAGACCUUUGGGCCCAGUGAAGGCCGAUUUUCAUUGCUUCCCCUUAAGGAUGAGGCGAAAACCCUUACUCAUGUACACAAUGGCAGUGACGACAGGGAACGUGAGCACGACCUAUCGCCUUCAUCAUCUUCCUUUUGGCAUUCAUACCCUUUACGAAUCUCAGAGAACGUCGGGUGGACUGAAACAUUGCCGCUGCCCGCAAGAGCAAUCUCUUCUCAGACUUCUCACUGUGCAGAAACACGAUCAGUGUGUGCGCUGGAAGGCGCCAUCACUUAUUCGCCAUAUUUAUUCGUCUGCUCCUUUUUUGACCAUUGGUGGGCGACAAACGGCGUCAAUUCGCUGGAGCGUCCAAUGCAAAAACAGCACCUCUGUGACACAGGGCAUAGCAUUACACCGUCCUUGCCUCCUGUACAGUUGCUCAAGCUACGGGGUCACCAACCUGAGUUGCAGUCCCAGUCCGCUAAUAGCAAUAGUGAUUUGGUUAAUAGUGCUGCUGGUGCUGCCCAGCGUGAUACAUACGUGGAGGUGCCAGGAAAAGUAACAACGGUGGCGAAGUCCAAAACCACAGGUACCCUCCCUUCCGACGAAGCCCGGACUAAGCGAGAGGCAGCGAGGGGUACAUCGCUUGAUGCAAACUGGAGCCACAUGAGGGAGCCUCCGCGAAAUGAGCUCGAAGGGAGGAGGUUACUCCAAAAGUCUUUGGAUUCAGAGUCCUACUUUGCUCUCCGCCGUGAAGCACACAGGGCAUCUUUAGCGUCGGUUCGGCACCAGCUCAAAGAACAUUUUACGCAACCCAAAAUUUAG
Messenger RNA from Trypanosoma rangeli, 1068 nucleotides. RefSeq lists its product as uncharacterized. The transcript has a single exon. The record is from RefSeq and is a predicted model, not a curated record. NCBI's taxonomy places the organism in Eukaryota, Euglenozoa, Kinetoplastea, Trypanosomatida, Trypanosomatidae. Bases 1 to 1068 code for a protein of 355 amino acids.